Molecule: messenger RNA, 258 nt
Organism: Peronospora matthiolae
Lineage: Eukaryota; Oomycota; Peronosporomycetes; Peronosporales; Peronosporaceae
Source: the annotation of a GenBank genome assembly
AUGGCGAGAUGUUCGUAUACGGCGGAACAACUGUCCGGACCCGGCAGCAGGGUUGCAACGGACCGAGAAAAGUCCGGUCUGGAGGAAUUGGCUACGCUAUUUAGCAGUUUGGAUGAACUUAAAGAGGCGGCUGCGACCAGGUUAAAAAAACAGAAGGACCAGGACAGAAGGUGGCCGACGGCCGUGAAACCUACCUCUUCCGUGUCAGGUACACCCAACCCACCCAAGACCACGAUGCCUAGCGCUGGCACUUCAUAG